Molecule: messenger RNA, 3606 nt
Organism: Elgaria multicarinata webbii
Lineage: Eukaryota; Metazoa; Chordata; Lepidosauria; Squamata; Anguidae
Product: adenylosuccinate synthetase isozyme 2-like
Exons: 13
Coding region: 1-1419 (472 amino acids)
Biological process (GO): IMP metabolic process; 'de novo' AMP biosynthetic process
Cellular component (GO): cytoplasm
Molecular function (GO): adenylosuccinate synthase activity; GTP binding
Source: RefSeq, a predicted model, not a curated record
AUGGCGGGGGCGAAGAGCGCGGCGGCGGCGGCUAAAGGUCUGCUGAAUGGGGGCGGCGGCGACGGCGGGCCGGAGGAGAAGCGCCCCCGGCUUGGGCCGCCCCCCACUUCUCCCUCGGGCCCCCCGGGCAACCGCGUGACGGUGGUGCUGGGCGCGCAGUGGGGCGACGAGGGCAAGGGCAAGGUGGUCGACCUGCUCAGCCUCGACGCCGACCUCAUCUGCAGGUGCCAGGGUGGCAACAACGCCGGCCACACUGUUGUGGUGGAUUCGGUUGAAUACGAUUUCCACCUCUUGCCCAGCGGAGUUAUCAACCAUAGUGCUACGUCGUUCAUCGGGAACGGUGUUGUCAUCCACUUACCAGGCCUCUUUGAGGAAGCUGAGAAGAAUCUGAAGAAAGGGCCAGGUCUGGAAGGCUGGGAGUCUCGGACGGUGAUUUCUGAUCGCGCCCAUCUGGUCUUCAAUUUCCACCAGGCUGUGGAUGGAAUCCAAGAACAGCAAAGACAGCAGCAGGGUGGCAAAAACCUCGGCACCACCAAGAAGGGGAUCGGACCCGCCUACUCCUCCAAGGCCUCCCGAACCGGCCUGCGCAUCUGCGACCUGCUGGCUGAUUUCAAUGAGUUUUCCAAGAAGUUCAAGGUCUUGGCCCAGCAGUACAAAGCAACCUAUCCGGCCCUCAACAUUGACACGGAGGUGGAGCUGCAGCAAUUGAAGGUGUAUGCUGAGAAGAUCCGCCCCUUGGUGAAGGACGGCGUCUAUUUCAUGUACCAGGCUCUGCACGGCCCGCCCAAGAAGAUACUGGUUGAAGGAGCAAAUGCAGCACUGUUGGACAUUGAUUUUGGUACCUACCCGUUCGUGACGUCCUCCAAUUGCACAGUGGGAGGAGUCUGUACCGGCCUCGGCAUCCCCCCGCACUACAUCGGCAAGGUGUACGGGGUGGUGAAAGCCUACACCACCCGCGUGGGGGUCGGGACCUUCCCCACCGAACAGGACAACGAGAUUGGCGAACAGCUGCAGUUGCGGGGACGGGAAUUUGGCGUCACCACGGGCCGGAAGCGACGUUGCGGCUGGCUGGAUCUUGUGCUGGUGAAAUACGCCCACAUGAUCAACGGUUUCAGCGCCCUAGCCGUGACCAAGCUGGAUAUCCUCGACACUUUUGAGGAGAUCAAAGUAGGCGUUGAAUACCGGCUGGAUGAGAAACGGAUUCCUUACUUCCCAGCCAAUCAGGAGCUCCUGAAUAAGGUGACCGUGGAGUACAAGGUGCUCCCUGGCUGGGGGUGCAGCACCGAGGAAGCCCGCAGCUUUGGCGACUUGCCCCCCGAGGCCCAAGGCUACAUCCGCUUUGUCGAGGAUUACCUGGGGGUGCCGGUGAAGUGGAUCGGCGUGGGGAAGUCCCGUAAGUCCAUCAUCAAGCUCUUCUGAGGCCGGAGGAGGGCGAGGGCUGGCCGCUCGGUUCCCUCCGCACGCAGUUCACGGACCAAUCUGCCGAGGACCACAGGAAACGUAGAGGGGGGGGAAGAGGAUUCUCCCUUCCCACAGGCCAGACCCCGCCCCCGCCACUCAACUAAAAACACUCCUCGCCCCCUUGCCGAGGCGUGUGACCCCUCCGCAGCCUCCGCCCCGAAUUCCAGCUUUCCUCCAACUUCAGCACUGCUGCCGUUUUUGCCACAUCUGGGGAGGAAGGUAGAUAGAUGGAGGCCAGCUGGGCCUGAGAUCCUGCAUUUUCUUUCCAGGAUGGUUGAUGCCACACUCCACUGUCCCCUGCUGAGUCCAUGUGUCUCUUGUCCCACUAUUUUUCACACACACACCCAUCCCAAUCAUUCCUCAUCCACCUCCCACGGUAUCCCUGCCAUCUGUGGUUUGCAGGGAAAGGGCAUUUCCUUUGCCCCAUUCCAGGGCAUCCCAUCGUGGUGGUAAGCAAUGUUUUCGGGAAUACAGGGCCGUUGAACCUCCAGCCCGUGGGCCCAAUCCAGCCUUCUAGGGUUCCCCAGAUCCUCCUUUCCCUCGACUGCUUAUCAUGUCGUGGUUUCCCAGCUUUUGCGUGUUUUAAACCUCUUCUGAAAGGUUAAGAUGCCUCUCCUAUGGGUGACUUCCUGGCAGGAAGAGCUUUAAGCUACAAUGUGCUGGGUUUUUAGCCCCACCCCUUUUGCCUUUAGGCCCCACCCACCACUGAGCUGCUUCGAAAUUGAAUUCAGCCCUCGGGCUGAAAGAGAUUCAACACCCCUGUAGAGAACAGCUGUAUCGUGAGAGGAACAAGCCAUAGCAAAGGCUCGUGGGCUCCGCUUUCCUCCUCCUUCCCGCACAGCCGUGAGGGCGAGAUGGAAAGCUUUUGCAUCCGUUUUGGAUUAACCACAGUCUGGCGUUCCAUCUGGACCCUAAACUGUUCAGAGCAAGCCAGUUUCAUAACAACUGGAUGUUGGCUUGUUCCAAACAAACCAUCGUAGUUAACCAUGGCAAAUUGCGGCAGAGCAAAAGUUGAAAGCGUUUGACCUCGCAGCAGUGCCGAAAGAGAAGAGGCAGGAGGGCCCAAAACGUGCUGUGGCUUGUUCCCACAACGAUCAGCCAUGGUUCGCCACAUCAUUUUCCCCAACCCGAUUAGAAAACCAGGCGGGGGAAAAGCAGGUUUAUUGCAAUGUCCAAAGACAAGUGCGAUCUGCUCUCUUCUUUUUGUCAUUCCUAGUCUUACGAGAGUCUACCCAGAAUUACCCCUGUAACAAACAACCUGACUUUUGUAAUUGCACAUAACUAUGCAAAUUAAACCCCUUUCCUCUUCUCCCCACCCCCCCCAACUCCCGGCAGGCCCUGGGAAGGGGGUUCUGUUGGCUGCAGAAGCACUACCUAUAAACAUUCAACACCUUUUCCCAGGCCUCCUGUUUGGUUUUCAGACCUCAAUGAGGACUAGAUGCCUGAUUUGUAUGUUGUCGUUUUAAACUGUUAAGGCGGAAAUUCGCCGCGCCCCCAGAAUAGAUACCAAAGCUCUCUAGACACAGACGUGCACAAGCCGACCCCACCCGUUUAAUGAAGUAUUCCUGCCGCUAUCGUGUUUUUUGAAGGAAUGUUCCGGAUGUUUCAGUGUCGCCCUCACGCCCAGUGGGCUUCUCAUUUUCUGGGCAUUGCCAUGUCCGCCCCAGUUUCACUGUGGACAGAAAUAGCAAUAAAGAACAAUGAUUUCUUUUAUAAAAUGGGUUGGGUCGUGAAGAAAAUGACGGUACCUAGGCUGAGCAGUGCUGUAUUUUUGUACCCAUUGUUGCAUUGUGCACGGAAAGGGGUCGUGCCCCUCUCCUCCCCAAGUUCCCUUUCUUCUUCAAAUUGCUGCCAACUCCGGGAAUUUCCUAGGCUACCGUAGCUUGAGUCAUCUCCGGGUAGUUUUAACUGUUUUUAUUCAGCUUUAACUGCAUUUUUCAUAGACUUCUCCAGCAUGGUGCCCUCCAGAUUUUUGGGACUUCAACUCCCAUCCGCCCCAGCCAGCAUGGCCAAUGGUGAAGCAUACUGGGAGUUGUGGUCCAAAACAUCUGGAGGGAAGGGUGUUCUAAAGGCUAAAAAUAAAAAUGGGAAAGCCCAGAAACUAAAAGCAAGCAAAAAGAAAUAAAUGUCAAGCUACGUUUUUGA